Eimeria mitis is the source of this 258-nucleotide messenger RNA. RefSeq lists its product as uncharacterized. NCBI's taxonomy places the organism in Eukaryota, Apicomplexa, Conoidasida, Eucoccidiorida, Eimeriidae. The record is from RefSeq and is a predicted model, not a curated record. The coding region runs from base 1 to 258 and encodes 85 amino acids. The transcript is spliced from 2 exons.
AUGCUGCUCCUAUACCUACUGCAGCAGCAGCAGCAGCAGCUGCAGCAGCAGCAGCAGCUGCAGCAGCAGCAGCAGCAGGAGAUGCAGCAGCAGCUGCAGCAGCCGCCGCAGCAGCAGCAGCAGCAGCAGCAGGAGAUGCCUGGGUUUGUUAUUUUAUUUAUCCUCUUGGAUCUCGCUGUACAACAGCAGCAACUGCAGCAGCAGCAGCAGCAGCAGCAGCAGCUGCUGCUGCUGCUGCUGCUGCUGCUCAACAUCUAA